This is a messenger RNA of Apis mellifera (honey bee), 731 nucleotides long. Its product is annotated as chromatin complexes subunit BAP18. The transcript has 4 exons. The record is from RefSeq and is a predicted model, not a curated record. NCBI's taxonomy places the organism in Eukaryota, Metazoa, Arthropoda, Insecta, Hymenoptera, Apidae. Gene Ontology annotation, cellular component: MLL1 complex; NURF complex. Bases 123 to 596 code for a protein of 157 amino acids.
CAUCUGUUGUCGCCGAUUUUAGGCAGUUUCCCGCCAUAUAACACUUAACGGUCGUUCUCCCCCACCGCUCGUCUUCCUUUUUCUACGUGAGUCACGUGCUUUAACCCUCGAGUACUCUAGCAAUGGAGUCUGUAAGCGGGCAUAAGGUUGGUGAAAUUUUCACCGCAGCCGGAGCAGCAUUUAACAAAUUGGGAGAAUUAACCAUGCAAUUACAUCCUACGACGGACUCACCAGCAGGUAAAUGGACUGACGAGGAAAUUGAGAUGCUCCGUCACUCGGUAAAGACCUUCAGUGAAGACUUGAACAAAAUAAGUGAACACAUCAAGGGACGAACGGUCUCUCAGAUUCGGACAACACUGAAGAAGAAAGCAUUUGAAGAGGCUGGUGUUCCAAUUAGACAACAAAUGCUUUCCCAACAAUCGUCGCAACAAUCAGUUCAAGUAUCGAAACAACAAGGAAAUCAAGGAUUAAUGGGAAAGUCAGCAGAAGUAACGUUAAACAUGUUAAAUGCACCAGAAUCGGAAGUAGAUGUUGAAGGACUGCCAGAAGAAGUAAAACUUGAGUUCGAGGGUGCGACGGAAGAAGUUGCCUCUUAAUAUCGAGAGUGAUCUCAAACUAUGUCUACUUCUAUUUCAAUCUUUAAAUUUAAGAUAUCUUUCACAUAAUAUAUUUAGUAUUAAGUAAUAUGUACAUUCGAUAAGUUAUGUUUCUCAAGUAAAUUUUUAAAAAUU